CUCGUUUUGCCUCAUAUGGAAUGUAUCUUUCUGUCCGUUAUUAAACUACGAUGACAUGUCUGUAGCCAUCAGAAAGAGAAGCUGGGAAGAACAUGUGACCCAAUGGAUGGGGCCGCCAUUUAAUUCUGAUGAGUAUAACACAGCAUGUCAUCAUGGACUAGCAGCUGACAGCUUGCAGGCAAGUAUGGAAAAAGAUGCAACUCCACACGUGGACCGCAAAGAGAAAUGUGUGUCUUUACCAGACUGCUGCUAUGGAUCAGAGCUGAGAGAUUUCCCUGGGAGGCCGAUGGGUCACGUUGCAAAGGAGGUGAAUGCAAACGACAGUCCCGAAGGUGAAGACCAGUUUCUUGCUCUGGAGGCCAGCACAGAAACAUUAGUGCAUGUUUCUGAUGAGGAUACUGAUUCUGAUUUAUAUCUUACAGAUGACAAACAGAUCAUAACUACUCAAGGGCAUGAAACGUCUGACCAACGUAGUGUCAAAGGAGCAGGCUCCUUAGUAAAGACCCUGCCCAUCAUGGAGAAUAACCAAGGUUCUUAUACCUCCUGGAUAACGGCAGAUGAACAGGCUUUAGCACCAGCAGAAGGAAGAAGGGAGAGAAGAGUUGUUGACACUGUGAGGAAGAGCCCGGAGCUUUGCAAUGACACAAGCUUAAGUGAAGGAAAAGAUGCACCACAAGUAAAUGCAUGUGAUGCUUUGAACGUGAAAGAGAUUGUGCCCGAGAAGCAAUUGCUUAAUUCUGCAGUAAUUGCUCAGCAACGAAGGAAAUAUGACUUCCCUAAAGAUGGGCAUGAAAGCAACACCUGCAACAUACCCAGUGAGUUCUCUGCUACUCCUUGCACAGAGAGACAUUUGCCAUUAUCAAAGGCAGACUCCGGGAACUGCCUUCUGCAGCCUCCUCCUUCCUGCCCCAGUGGAAUGUCAGCUGAAAACGGCCUGGAGGAGAGUGGUUUCUCCAAACAUCAAAACAAAAGCCUUCUAAAGGCCAACGCAGGAGAUGGCAUGCAGUGUUUAUACUUCAGGGAAAUGCUGGCCACCCAGGAGCCCUCGGACAACCAAGUCAGACUCCGCAAGAGAAAGGAAGCCAGAGAAGAUAGAGAUCGGGCGCGGCUGGACUCCAUGGUGCUGCUGAUCAUGAAACUGGACCAACUGGAUCAGGACAUCGAGAACGCGCUCAGCACCAGCUCGUCUUCAUCCAACACGCCGACGAACCCGCGGCGGCACGUGCCCGAUCUGGAAUCAGGGUCUGAAAGUGGAGCAGAUACCAUUUCACUAAAUCAGACACAAAUUAAUUUUUCAUCUACCACGGAGUCUACUGUGCUGCCACCUCCCACCCCAGUGACCACCUCCGGAACCAAACCCAAGGCUAUGGCUAUUUCAGGUAUUUCAGAGAAAGAACAGGCUGAAAUUGAAGCCAAGGAAGCUUGUGAUUGGCUACGGGCAACGGGUUUCCCUCAGUAUGCACAGCUUUAUGAAGAUCUCCUGUUUCCUAUUGAUAUUACCUCGGUCAAGAGAGAGCAUGAUUUUUUGGACAGAGAUGCCAUUGAGGCUUUAUGCAGACGUCUGAAUACUUUAAACAAAUGUGCGGUGAUGAAGCUAGAAAUUAGUCCUCAUCGGAAGAGAAGUGAGGAUUCCGAUGAGGACGAGCCUUGUGCAAUAAGCGGCAAAUGGACUUUCCAGAGGGACAGCAAGAGGUGGUCCCGGCUGGAAGAGUUUGAUGUCUUUUCUUCAAAGCAGGCCCCAGGGCCCGGGUCUCCAGACAAUUCCCACCUAGAGAGCUCUGCAAGCCACGAGAGCGUGCUGACGGAGCUCAGCGAGCGCCAGGAGGGCUCUUCCAUGUACAGCCUCAGCAGUACCGCCAGCCUCCCCACCUGCGCCCCCCAAAGCGCAGACAUGACGACACCCCGGACUCACUCCGUCAUUCGUGUCUGCCCCUCCAGCCACUUUGUUGGCCGUGAUGACUCCUUCUGCAGCCUGCCCUCUCCCAAGGAACUGUCCAGCUUCAGCUUCGGCAUGAAAGGCCAUGAGAAAAGCGCCAAGUCCAAGACGCGCAGCCUGCUGAAAAGGAUGGAGAGCCUGAAGCUCAGGGGCUCCCACCACAGCAAGCACAAAGCGCCUUCGAAGCUGGGGCUGAUCAUCAGCGGGCCCAUUCUCCAAGAGGGUGUGGACGAGGAGAAGCUGAAGCAGCUGAACUGCGUGGAGAUCUCCGCCCUCAACGGCAAUCACAUCAACGUCCCCAUGGUACGAAAGAGGAGCGUUUCCAACUCCACACAGACCAGCAGUAGCAGCAGCCAGUCUGAGACCAGCAGCGCUGUCAGCACCCCCAGCCCCGUCACCAGGACCCGGAGCCUCAGUGCCUACAAUAAGCGAGUCGGCAUGUACUUAGAGGGCUUUGAUCCUUUCAGUCAGUCCACAUUUAACAACGUCAUGGAACAGAACUUCAAAAACCACGAGAGCUACCCGGAGGACACGGUGUUCUACAUCCCAGAGGAUCAUAAGCCAGGCACGUUCCCCAAGGCCCUCUCCAACGGCCAUUUCUCCCCGUCAGGGAGCAGCACCUCUGUGAACUGGCGGACGGGGAGCUUCCACGGCACCGGCCAUAUCAGCCUAAGAAGGGAAAACAGCAGCGACAGCCCCAAGGAACUGAAGAGACGCAAUUCCUCCAGCUCCAUGAGCAGCCGUCUGAGUGUCUACGACAACGUGCCAGGCUCCAUCCUCUACUCUAGUUCAGGUGACCUGGCCGAUCUGGAGAACGAGGACCUCUUCCCCGAGCUGGAUGACAUCCUCUACCACGUGAAGGGCAUGCAGAGGAUAGUCAACCAGUGGUCCGAGAAGUUUUCAGAUGAGGGAGAUUCCGACUCCGCCCUGGACUCGGUCUCUCCUUGCCCGUCCUCUCCAAAACAGAUCCACCUGGACGUGGACAACGACCGCACCACACCCAGUGACCUGGACAGCACAGGCAACUCCCUGAACGAGCCUGAGGAGCCCUCCGACAUCCCCGAAAGGAGAGACUCUGGGGUCGGGGCUUCCCUGACAAGGUCCAACAGGCACAGACUGAGGUGGCACAGUUUCCAGAGCUCUCACCGGCCAAGCCUAAACUCUGUCUCGCUGCAGAUUAACUGCCAGUCUGUGGUCCAGAUGAACCUGCUGCAGAAAUACUCGCUCUUAAAGUUGACAGCCCUGCUGGAGAAGUAUACACCUUCCAACAAGCACGGUUUCAGCUGGGCUGUGCCCAAGUUCAUGAAAAGGAUCAAGGUUCCAGACUACAAGGACCGGAGUGUGUUCGGUGUCCCUCUAACGGUCAACGUGCAGCGCACAGGACAGCCCCUGCCACAGAGUAUUCAGCAAGCCAUGCGCUACCUCCGUAACCAUUGUUUGGACCAGGUUGGGCUCUUCAGAAAAUCAGGGGUCAAAUCCCGGAUUCAGGCUCUUCGCCAGAUGAAUGAAAGCGCCAUGGAUUGUGUCAGCUAUGAAGGACAGUCUGCAUAUGACGUGGCAGACAUGUUGAAGCAGUAUUUUCGAGACCUUCCUGAGCCACUAAUGACCAACAAACUCUCGGAAACCUUCCUGCAGAUCUACCAGUAUGUACCCAAGGACCAGCGCCUCCAGGCCAUCAAGGCUGCCAUUAUGCUCCUACCGGACGAGAACCGGGAGGUUCUACAGACGCUGCUUUAUUUCUUGAGCGAUGUCACAGCUGCUGUAAAAGAAAACCAGAUGACGCCGACCAACCUCGCUGUGUGCUUAGCGCCUUCCCUCUUCCACCUCAACACCCUGAAGAGAGAGAAUUCUUCGCCAAGGGUAAUGCAAAGAAAACAAAGUUCGGGCAAACCAGAUCAGAAAGAUUUGAACGAGAACCUAGCUGCCACUCACGGGCUGGCCCAUAUGAUUGCAGAAUGCAAGAAGCUUUUCCAGGUACCUGAGGAGAUGAGCCGAUGUCGGAAUUCCUAUACCGAACAAGAACUGAAGCCCCUCACUCUGGAAGCAUUGGGACGCCUAAGCAAUGCCGAGUCUACGGACUACCAGCACUUCCUCCAGGACUGUGUAGACAGCCUGUUUAAAGAGGUCAAAGAGAAGUUCAAAGGCUGGGUCAGCUACUCUACUUCUGAGCAAGCCGAGCUGUCUUACAAGAAGGUGAGUGAAGGGCCCCCUCUGAGGCUUUGGAGGUCAACCAUCGAAGUCCCUGCCACGCCUGAGGAAAUCUUAAACCGUUUACUUAAGGAGCAGCACCUUUGGGAUGUAGACCUGUUGGAUUCAAAGGUGAUUGAAAUCCUGGACAGCCAAACAGAAAUUUACCAGUACGUCCAGAAUAGCAUGGCACCCCAUCCUGCCCGGGACUACGUUGUCCUGAGAACUUGGAGGACAAAUUUACCCAAGGGAGCGUGUGCCCUUUUACUCACCUCCGUGGAUCACGACCGGGCACCCGUGGUGGGUGUGAGAGUUAACGUGCUCCUGUCCAGGUAUCUGAUGGAACCCUGCGGGUCAGGAAAAUCCAAACUCACCUACAUGUACAGAGCUGACUUAAGGGGCCAUAUGCCAGAGUGGUACACAAAAUCUUUUGGACAUUUGUGUGCAGCUGAAGUUGUAAAGAUCCGAGACUCUUUCAGCAGCCAGAACACUGAGACCAAAGACACCAAGUCUAGGUGAUUACUGAAGCGGAGCAACUGGGUCCACCUCCCGGGCAUUUAUUUCUAGAGCCCUUGCCAGUCCUCGGAUGUAUGGGGUCUCCCUCCAAUCCUGAAACAGAAAACUACAAAUUGGACUGCAAGAAUUAAGACUAAAGCGAUUUGAUACAUUUUUAAAGCUGCUUCCUGUUGGUUUAAGGUCUGUCUCAUAGACCUUGACUGGAAUAUGUAAGACUGUGCAAAAAAAAAGUAUUUGUAAUCUUAUUCAGAUUGCUUCUGAGAAGCAAAACUCUUAAAUAGGUUAUGGAAGGUGACGCAGAUGCUUCAUCGUCUUGUGGUCUUUGGUGUGUGUGCACCUCUGUCCUUUAUUGGCAGUGUGCGGAGGGACACGUGUACCCACUGGAACAGUUGGUACUCUGAUGUGUGUCCUCACUGAGAUGAGCAAAGAAAGGUUUGCACAGACGAGCGUGUGGAUGUGUGUUUGGUGCUGGCUGAGUGGCGUAGACGUGUCAGUUGGAACCCAGUGUCUGGCACACUGAGAUGCCUCCCAGAAGGAUGUCGGCACGUCAGGUUUAGUUUAACCUGGAAUCUCUGACUACCCAUAGAUCCAUCCAGAAAGGAGACCCAACCCACUCUUGUUCAUUUACUUUUUUUUUUUCUGAGCAAUUAAGCAUUUUCCUUCUCCUUCGCCAACCUCUUCUUUACCUUCAAGGUAAUUAUCGUAGACUUACUCCUACAUCCCAUUUCAGAUGCAGUUAGUUUUUGGACCUGAUUACAAAUGGUGAUGAUGGUUUUUAACCAGUAUAGGUUACUUCGGGGAAGAACACCCCCCCCCCCCCGCCACCACCACCAUCACCACACCCCCUUACCGGCUCCACAAUACAGUUUUUUUUUUUAGGCUGAAUGUGAAAACUGAACACUCUAACAUUUAGUCCUGAAUCAAGCAUCAAAACUUUAUACCUGUUAGAAUUAUUUGCAUUUUCAUAUUUAUAACAGAAACUCUUAAAAACAGGAACCGAUGUGAAUUUAACCCAACCACAAAAGUUCUCUCUCUCUCUUUUUUGAUUUGUUAACAGUAUUUCUGAAAGCUGCACACGUUUAUUAACUGGGUUUGUCCUUAUCAGCAAAUAACGUUUUCUGGUUUGAGGACCUAUUUUUGCCUAGUAUUUCCUGUAUUUCUUUUCCUUUGUAAUACCCUUGGAAUAUGUGGUCAUGGUAAUGGGAAAUAGUCAUCAGAGUAAAAAAAAUAAAAGACAGCGCAGUGUUUUGGAAGGGUGGUCUUUAUACAGGUUUUACUGUAAUGGUAAAAUGACUCGAGAGACAGUAUUAAUAAAUUUAUUUUGUGUGGAUCAUAAGUGAGUAAUGUGUGAGUGAGAGCUGUAAGAAGGAUUUUUAUUUUGUUAUAAUUUAGUUACCAUUGUCAGUGUUAUUUCAAAGGUUCUUUGAAGAACUUGCAGGAGAGCAGAGUUGAGUUUUAAAAUUUGAGUAUUUUGGCUGUCAGUGUUCCACAUGAAGAUAUGCUUGUAUAUUCAGUUUUAAUGGCUUUCAGAUUUGUAAGAUUGUAGGCUGUAUAUACCAUGCUGUUAAGGAAUGUCUGCACAGGUCCCCUGUGCUCUCAAACAUAGAUAAAGCAUGAUAAAGAUUAUUAUUUAAAAUAUACUUGUAUUUAUACCUCAGAUAUUCUUUUGGGUUUUGUACCUCAAGGCUUUUUUUUUUUCUAUUGUAAAUACACUUUACAUGAAUACAGUUUAAGUGAAAAGAAAAUAAAAGGAAGAGGUUUAUAACUUGCUCUAUAUCUGUACAGAAUAUAACCAGUAAGUGCACUAUUAAAUGUUUAAAAUAAGGGAAAAGUCUGGCCUGCUUUCCUUUAUACUGCAUCUCACUUCCACCCUUCAAACCACAGAUUGCACAGCACAUGGUUCUGGUAGCAAACAAAAUCCAGAUAGAAAUUUACCAAAGGAGAAAUUGGACUGCAAAUCACUGCAAGGCCGAUUCUGCUGAGCCACUCACUAACAAACAGGAAAGCCUGGUGACGGUUCAGGAAGCGUGGUGACUCUCUCCAAACAAAAAUCCAGCAACGCUGAGAAAGUUACAAGAAUAAGCAACAGAAAGAUGCUCAUAAACAAAGCCAAGGUCACUGAUUAAUUCCACAAAAGGUCGCUUUCCCACUGUUUGGCUUUCCUGUUGAAGGGAUUCCUUACAUAUUUGACUAGAGAAGAAUUCAGAUGAUGUGAGCAUUUUAAAGAACUCUGCUAAACUCUCCAAAUGCAGUGUUGCCACAGCUUACUUACGUGACUAACGGCCUAGAUUGUAAGCUCCCUGAGGGCAGGACUUAUGUACGCAUCUUUAUGUUUCCCUUCAGCAGUUUGCAGUGUUUUGUACUUGUAGGCACCUAAUAAAUGUAUGAUUUGCUAAAUGUAA
Messenger RNA from Loxodonta africana (African savanna elephant), 7041 nucleotides. It is a transcript of the gene DLC1, whose product is annotated as DLC1 Rho GTPase activating protein. Bases 56 to 4642 code for a protein of 1528 amino acids. Gene Ontology annotation, biological process: actin cytoskeleton organization; signal transduction; regulation of Rho protein signal transduction. The record is from RefSeq and is a predicted model, not a curated record. The transcript is spliced from 17 exons. Gene Ontology annotation, cellular component: membrane raft; focal adhesion. NCBI's taxonomy places the organism in Eukaryota, Metazoa, Chordata, Mammalia, Proboscidea, Elephantidae. Gene Ontology annotation, molecular function: protein binding; lipid binding; GTPase activator activity.